Messenger RNA from Cornus florida, 1047 nucleotides. RefSeq lists its product as uncharacterized. The transcript has 2 exons. The record is from RefSeq and is a predicted model, not a curated record. Lineage: Eukaryota; Viridiplantae; Streptophyta; Magnoliopsida; Cornales; Cornaceae. Bases 1 to 1047 code for a protein of 348 amino acids.
AUGCAAAUCUUGGAAUCCAUUCGGCAGGGACUGGAAAACCAGGAGGCCCAUUUGGGGGCUUGCAUAGAUAGGAUGGUUCUAGCGGUGAAUACUCACAUUGAAGGGAUGGAUAGGAAAAUGGAUGCAGUAUCAAAUCAAUUAUCAGUUGUUCAAAGUCGAUCUGAUCAGGCCAAGGCUUCAAAUGUGCAUGAGUCAUUGGCUGAAGUGGCACAGGGUCGCAGACGUGCUCGGCCAGUAUAUAGAAUGCCUUAUCCUGAUCAUGUUGAUGCCCAUGAAUUGCCUAGAAAUUAUCGGUAUCCCGAUUUUUCAAUGUACUACGGAGAAGAGAAUUUUUUUACAGUGCAACACAUUGCGAGGUUCACAGCACAAUGUGGUGAAGCAGGUCCUAAUCCUUGGUUGAGAAUGAGGUUAUUCUCUUGCUUUCUUGCUGGGGCGGCGUUUGAAUGGUAUAGUACUUUACUAGCAAACAAUAUCCAGACAUGGGAUGAAAUGGAAGAAGCUUUUCAUACUCAAUUCUACCAAAUAGAGACAGAAGCCACACUGGCAGACAUAUCUCGAUUAUCUCAGUUGUCAAGUGAAUCGGUUGAAACUUUUGUUGCCAUGUUCAAAAAAGCUAAACUCAAAUGUCGAGUAAGUUUGCCAGAACCAGAAUAUAUCAAGUUAGCAUUAAAUGGUUUAGACAUUAAACAUCGCAAGAGGUUUGACAGAGUGGAGUUUCAAGAUCUCUUCGAUUUAGCAGACAGGGCUUCUCUGUAUGAGGAGAUACUUAAGGAAAAGAAAGAGGGGAAGAAUUCUUCUAAGGGUACAUAUUAUAAGGACCCUAAUUAUAAGGUAUUUUCGGUAAAAGUUGGAGAUGAAUUUGAAGUUAACGUUGCAGAGGUCAAUAUCAAGAAGCCAUACAUUUGUGAGGCAUUGGUUAAGCCUAAGCCGCCCACGGGGGACAACGCAACUUCAGCAUCAACAUCAGCAGCAAGGAAAGGAGUUGCCGAUAUUGGGAAAAACUAUUCUUUUGAUUUAUCAAAAACAGAUAAAUCUUUGACCACUUGA